Messenger RNA from Nanorana parkeri, 2025 nucleotides. Its product is annotated as endothelial zinc finger protein induced by tumor necrosis factor alpha-like. The transcript has 6 exons. Gene Ontology annotation, cellular component: nucleus. Gene Ontology annotation, molecular function: DNA-binding transcription factor activity, RNA polymerase II-specific; RNA polymerase II transcription regulatory region sequence-specific DNA binding. Gene Ontology annotation, biological process: regulation of transcription by RNA polymerase II. NCBI's taxonomy places the organism in Eukaryota, Metazoa, Chordata, Amphibia, Anura, Dicroglossidae. The record is from RefSeq and is a predicted model, not a curated record. Bases 1 to 2025 code for a protein of 674 amino acids.
AUGUGGAUGUACGAACUGAGGGUGGGAGCCCAUCUAGGCACAGACAGGAAGUGGAGAGCCUAUAAACAGGAAGUGGUGGUUAAUGGAAACAGGAAGUUCCGGGUUAAGAGAGGACAGAAUUCUAGCGACAUGAUGGAAGAGGAUCGGAGUUGCAUAACUGAGAGGAUAUUAGACCUCACCCUUGAGAUCAUCUGCCUUCUGACCGGAGAGAGUUUUCCCCUUAUGAAAUCUGGUGACCAUGUGACCAUCAAGCUGCCUCAACCUUCCUUCCUGACACCUGAGAGAAAUAGGCAAAAGAUUUUAGAAGUCACCCAGAAGAUCAUUGGUCUGCUGAAAGGAGAGGAUGAAGACCAGAUUAGAAUUAAAGUUGAAGUUAAAGAUGAGGAGGAGAUGUAUACGUGGGAUGAUGAGCGAUGUAAGGAGGAGGAAGAUCCUUCAGAGGUCAACACAGUGAACGGGCAGAAUUUCACGAGCGCAUCCCGAGAGGAGGACAUCGUGCCGACCUGUCCGGUGGUAAAUGUAAUGCUGCCAAACGACGAUCCAUAUUAUCAUAGUGAGGAUUCUUCUAUCAGCGAAUCCCAUAUUGUUACCUCAAGUGCCUACGGAGAAGUCCACGGGUCGGACAGGUCAUUCGAUCCUUGCAACCCUGAGGAAUCUGCUCAUAGCACAUCUGGCCUUCAGAGUGUGGAUUGGUCGCCAGAUCCUUCUAACCCUGAGGAACAUUUCUCCGGGCGAUUAGAUGCUGAGAUCUUUGAUGAAGAACAUACAGGUGCUGAAGACUUUCCUUGUCCCGAGUGUGGGAAACUUUUUGACAAUAAAGGAUCCUUUUCGAGACACUGUAGAUCUCACGCGGUAGAGAAGCCGUUUCGUUGCUCCAAGUGCGGAAAACGCUUCAUGCGUCGAGCUCACCUGAAGGAGCACAAAAGGAUUCACUCAGACGAGCGCCCGUUUGGGUGCCUGGACUGCGGCAAGCGCUUUCUACGCCGGUCGGGUCUUGUGGAACAUAGGAACCUGCUGCACACGUUUCUCGCGGACAGCAAGCUGUUACUUUGUGUGGAGUGUGGAGAAAGUUUUCCGCAUCAGUCUCAACUCACGCAACAUCAGUUAAUUCACAAGCAACAGAAACCGAAGGUCUCUACUUAUUCUCACCACCAGGCGGCCCACUCGGCCAAGAAGCCAUAUCAGUGCCUCGAAUGUGGGAAAUCUUUUGUCACUAAAGAUUACAUCAUUAAACAUCAGAGGCACCACGCGGGCGAAGGCCUCCCUUGUCCGGAAUGCGGGAAACGCUUUUUGCGCAAGUCUCACCUUAGUGCGCACAUCUUAAUUCACACCGGAGAGAAGCCGUUUCUCUGCCCCGACUGCGGGAAGUGCUUCAACCAGAAGUCCUCCCUGACUAAGCACCGCCAGACUCACAAGGGCGAAAUCUUUAUCUGCCCACAGUGCGGUAAAAUCUUCCCCCAAAGAUCGGACUUGAAGAACCACCUGAAGGUUCACACAGGCUUGAAGACGUACGCAUGCUCGGAGUGCGAGAAAUGCUUUCUAAAGAGGUCUCACCUGACGGAACACCAGAGGGUUCACACGGGCGAGCGGCCCUUCCCGUGCCCGGACUGCGGGAAGACCUUUAACCAGAAGUCUGCCCUGACUAAGCACCGCAAGAUUCACAAACGCGGAAGCUUCACCUGCCCGCAGUGCGAAAGAAGCUUUAUGCGGAAGUCGGAACUGAAGAACCACCUGAUGGUUCACGAAGGCUUGGAGACGUACGCGUGUUUGGAGUGCGAGAUGUGCUUUCUAAAGGAGUCUCAACUCAAAGAACACCGGAAGGUUCACAAGGCUGAGCGGCCCUUCUCUUGCGCAGAGUGCGGGAAGUCUUUCUGCAGAAUGUCCUACCUCGUUGAUCAUGCUAGGGUCCACGUGGAUGAGAAGCCAUAUUCCUGCUCCGAAGGCAGCGAACACUUCCCUACUGAAGAAUAUCUGGAGACUCAUCAGAACCUUCACACGGAGGAGGCAAGCUUUCCCAUGAGAUAA